AUGUUUGCAAGAACGAUUACCACAAGAUCUAUAUCAAUUGCACAGAUAAGAAACAAAAUAAUUCCGGUUUCAGCGAGACAUUUCAGUAGUAAUAACAACAAUAAUGAAUUUAGAGAAGAGAUUUUUCAGAAGUAUCUCAACGCAAUGGAUCAUAGCAUACGACCUCCAGAGGGGUAUAACAAAGAUAACGUUCCACCACACAUCGACAAAAUAGGCACACACAAGCAAACUUUUUAUACGCCUGAUAAACCUCUACAUUCACCCGAAUCAUCAUAUGACAUUACAAUAUCCAAACUUCUUUCUGCUGGCUUACAUCUUGGUCACUCGACAUCGCUUUGGAACCCAGUAACUUUUCCAUUCAUUUUUGGAACGCGAGCCGGAAUUUCGAUCAUUAAUCUCGAAUAUACCAUCGUCUAUCUUCGUCGUGCCUGCAAGGUCGUGAGAGAAGUAGCUCUUCGCGGAGGACUUAUUCUUUUUGUUGGAACUCGGCCAGGAUUCGCACAAGCGACGGUAGAAGCAGCGAGACGAUGCGACGGAUAUCAAGUGACUAAGCGAUGGUUACCUGGCACUAUAAGUAACUCGCGGCAGAUACUCGGAAAGUUAACACCCACACAUCCUGAUGACGGUGGUGGGCUACCGGAAGUGUUUAAACCAGACUUGGUUAUCGUGUUGAAUCCACUGGAGAAUGCAAUUGUUCUCGCUGAGACUAAGCAGGCGAAUAUACCGACUAUUGGAAUAACUGAUACUGACUUUGAUCCGCGUAAAGUUACGUAUCCCAUCCCGGCUAACGAUGAUUCUGUACGAGGUAUUACGCUUAUUGCUGGAGUCUUGAGCGUUGCUGCGAGAGAUGGUCUCAACCACAGGAAGAAAUUGUUGAAGGAACAAGAGGAAAGAGAAGCUGGUAAACUGGGCGUCGUUAAAAUGAUGGUUCAGGCAAUGGAAGAAUCGAAACGAGAGGAGGAAGAAAUGAUUGAUAAUUUUGAAGAAACAGAAGAGACAAAAGAAUAA
This is a messenger RNA of Paraglomus occultum, 1008 nucleotides long. The record is from the annotation of a GenBank genome assembly. NCBI's taxonomy places the organism in Eukaryota, Fungi, Glomeromycota, Glomeromycetes, Paraglomerales, Paraglomeraceae.